Molecule: messenger RNA, 2169 nt
Organism: Condylura cristata (star-nosed mole)
Lineage: Eukaryota; Metazoa; Chordata; Mammalia; Eulipotyphla; Talpidae
Gene: SNX32
Product: sorting nexin 32
Exons: 13
Coding region: 366-1583 (405 amino acids)
Cellular component (GO): endosome
Molecular function (GO): phosphatidylinositol binding
Source: RefSeq, a predicted model, not a curated record
CUGGGGGCCCAGAAACCUCGGCCGCCCCCAGAGCCCCAGCCCUCACCCCUCCCCAGGUCGCCUGUACCGCGUCAGCUCAACUCCGCGCGGCGCCUUAAAAGCUGGGGCCUGGGCCAGGAACGACAGGCGUAGUAGCCAAUGGCGCCGCGCGCGGCAAGCCAGGCGCCCAAUCAAAAGGCGCGGCUGCGGGGAGGGGCGGGAAUCCCGCAGGACUCCGGGUGACUCCGUGCGAGGAGGGGAGAGCGUCGCGGACCGCUGGUCCAGCUCCGUCCCAGCCGCGGCGAGGGGCGUCGGGAGCAGGCUGCGGGAGCGUGCCAGCAGUGCCGCGGCGGAGCCCUUGGGCGCUGCAGCCGGAAAGGGCGGUGAUGGAGAACCAUCCAGAGGCUGGGAAGGAGAGCAAGCCCUCCCCGCUGCCGGACCUGCAGGCAGACAGCUCCUUACAGGUGGAGAUCUCUGAUGCUGUGAGCGAGCGGGACAAGGUGAAGUUCACAGUGCAGACCAAGAGCUGCCUGCCCCACUUCGCGCAGACCGAGUUCUCCGUAGUUCGGCAGCAUGAGGAGUUCAUCUGGCUCCACGACGCCUACGUGGAGAAUGAGGACUACGCGGGCCUCAUUAUCCCCCCAGCCCCUCCCAGGCCAGACUUUGAGGCUUCAAGAGAAAAGCUGCAGAAGCUGGGUGAGGGGGACAGCUCCAUCACACGCGAAGAGUUUGCCAAAAUGAAGCAGGAGCUGGAAGCUGAGUACUUGGCCAUCUUCAAGAAGACAGUCGCCAUGCACGAGGUCUUCCUGCAGCGCCUGGCGGCCCACCCUACUCUGCAUCGGGACCACAACUUCUUUGUCUUUUUGGAAUAUGGCCAAGAUGUGAGCUGUCUGAGCGUCCGAGGAAAGAACAGGAAGGAGCUCCUUGGGGGGUUUCUGAGGAACAUUGUGAAGUCUGCUGAUGAAGUGCUCAUCACUGGCGUGUCAGGGCUCAAGGAGGUGGAUGACUUCUUCGAGCACGAGCGGACCUUUCUGCUGGAAUACCACACCCGCAUCCGGGAUGCCUGCCUGCGGGCAGACCGCGUCAUGCACUCCCACAAGUGCCUGGCCGACGACUACAUCCCCCUCUCGGCUGCACUGAGCAGUCUGGGCACGCAGGAAGUCAACCAGCUCAAGACGAGCUUCCUCAAAUUGGCAGAGCUCUUUGAGCGAUUAAGGAAGCUGGAGGGUCGAGUGGCCUCUGACGAGGACCUGAAGCUGUCAGACAUGCUGAGAUACUACAUGCGGGAUUCACAGGCAGCCAAGGACCUGCUCUACCGGAGGCUUCGGGCCCUGGCCGACUAUGAGAACGCCAACAAGGCCUUGGACAAGGCUCGUGCCAGGAACCGGGAAGUGCGCAGCGCAGAGAGCCACCAGCAGUUGUGCUGUGAGCGCUUCGAGCGCCUCUCAGGCUCGGCCAAGCAGGAGCUCAUGGACUUCAAGUCCCGCCGAGUCUCCUCUUUUCGCAAGAACCUCAUUGAGCUGGCAGAGCUAGAGCUCAAACACGCCAAGGCCAGCACUCUGCUGCUCCGGAACACCCUCAUCGCCCUCAAGGGGGAGCCGUAGCGCUAAGACCUUAGUAACAGGCUUCCCCAGGCCACCGGCCUCAAGACACUGCCUUCCCCACUAGCCAGGCCCAAUGACUUCCCAAGGCAAGCCCCACCCCCGAAGGUGCCAGGCCCUGCAAGACAGGGCAGCAUGGGCACUGUAUUUGGCCACAGGUAAGCAGAGCCACAACCUGGGGGUGCCCAAGCACCCCACCCUUCCUGAGUGCUGGGGGGCAAGCCUCUACCUACCUCGGAGGCCCCAUCCUGUCCCGAGCUGCAAGCUUGGUCUUAUAGCCUGAGGGCCUACCUGUCCUCAAGUCUUAUCUCCAGGGUCCACCAGACCCACCUUGAUCCAGAAACCAGAUCCUAGGGGCACAGGCAGUUAUCUUCCAGAGCCACGCGCUCGACUCGGAACCUAGGAGCAGUCUCAGGGCUUGUCGGUCAUCCCCACAAACCCAGCAAAACUCUCAAGCCCUCAGCAACACCCCCACCCCCACCUUGGCUCCCUCCCAGAAGGAACUACCAACUCCAAGGAACCCAGAGUGGCUUCUAUGUAGUCCAGUUGGUUGGGACAGGAGGUAAUAAAUCUUGCAUUACUACCCUAA